Molecule: messenger RNA, 2729 nt
Organism: Neopelma chrysocephalum (saffron-crested tyrant-manakin)
Lineage: Eukaryota; Metazoa; Chordata; Aves; Passeriformes; Pipridae
Gene: VIPR2
Product: vasoactive intestinal peptide receptor 2
Exons: 13
Coding region: 233-1552 (439 amino acids)
Biological process (GO): cell surface receptor signaling pathway; adenylate cyclase-modulating G protein-coupled receptor signaling pathway
Cellular component (GO): plasma membrane
Molecular function (GO): vasoactive intestinal polypeptide receptor activity; G protein-coupled peptide receptor activity; peptide hormone binding
Source: RefSeq, a predicted model, not a curated record
CGCAGAGCGGCGGCGGGCACGGACGCGGCGGGGCCGGGAGCUGGCGGUGGCCGGAGCGGGGGCAGGUGCGGGAGCCGCCCACCGCCGCUGCCCGCGGGGCGGGGGCGCCCCGGCAGAGCCCCCCGGGCCCUAUGGUGCCGCGGCAGGACCCGCACCCCGCUCGCCGCCUUCGGACGGGCCCCGCGGAGCGGCGCGGGGUAGCGCAGCCCGCCGGCCCCGGGAAUCGGCGGGCAUGAGGAACCUGCCGAUCCUCCUCCUCUCGCUCUGCUGGAGCCUGGGGCGGGUGAAUGGUAUCCAUCCAGAAUGCAGAUUUCAGCUGGAGAUUCACAAGGAGGAAUCAAGGUGCAUGGAACUUCUAAAGAGUGCAAAGCCAGUGGACUACAACGGAUGUGUUGGAGUUUGGGAUAACAUCACCUGUUGGCGUCCUGCGAAGAUUGGAGAGACUGUCACUGUCCCUUGCCCAAAAGUGUUUAGCCUUUUUUCUGGAAAACCAGGAAAUAUUAGCAAAAAUUGUACAAGUAGUGGAUGGUCAGAUAUUUUUCCUGACAUCUUAAGUACUUGUGGAUAUAAUGACUAUGAAGAUGAUUACAAGGUAAACUUCUAUGUGAGGGUGAAAGCAAUUUAUACCCUUGGACACAGUGUAUCUCUGAUUGCUCUUACAACAGGAAGUAUAAUUCUUUGCCUUUUCAGAAAACUUCAUUGUACUCGGAACUACAUCCAUCUGAACCUGUUCCUCUCUUUCAUUCUAAGAGCAAUCUCUGUUUUAGUCAAGGAUGAUAUUCUGUAUUCCAGCUCCAACACAGCUCACUGUCCAGAGGAUCAAACCUCAUGGGUGGGCUGCAAGGCAAUUUUGGUAUUUUUUCAGUAUGGUGUUAUGGCAAACUUUUACUGGCUCUUAGUUGAAGGACUUUACCUCCACAUCCUCCUUGUGCUAAUAUUCUCCCCCAACAGACACUUCACAAUCUACUUGCUGAUAGGAUGGGGAAUUCCUACCAUAUUCAUUAUUACGUGGACAGUGACACGGAUCAUUUUAGAGGACACUGGUUGCUGGGAUACAAAUGAGCAUGGUGGUCCCUGGUGGGUUAUACGAAUACCAAUUUUAAUUUCUAUUAUAGUGAAUUUUAUACUUUUCAUUAGUAUUAUAAGAAUCUUACUGCAGAAGUUAAGAUCUCCAGAUGUUGGAGGAAAUGACCAAUCACAGUACAAGAGACUUGCAAAAUCCACAUUGUUGCUUAUUCCAUUAUUUGGAGUUCACUACACAGUGUUUGCUCUAUUUCCUGACCGCAGUUCCAAUAAUUACAAAAUAAUCUUUGAGUUGUGUUUGGGAUCUUUUCAGGGGUUGAUUGUUGCAGUCCUGUAUUGCUUUUUGAACAGUGAAGUGCAGGGGGAGCUGAAAAGAAAAUGGCGCAGUUUGUGUUGGAAGCAGACAGCAGGAAGGGAUUACAGACUCCACAGCUCUUCGAUUUCUCGAAAUGGAUCAGAAAGUGUUUCUCAGCUCCACCGGAAUUCAAGGGCUCACUCGUUUAUGCAGACAGAGACCACCAUGAUAUAAAUGAGCUAGGUCCCUCAAAACAUGAAAAACUGUGGGAUAUAUCAUUCAUUAUGCAGCUUGAUGUGAUAUUUUACAAAAUGUACAGUUUAGUGCUUUGCUUUUCUACAUGUUGGUAUUUGGGAAAUUGGUUUGUGCCGCCAACCUGUUAAUAACAGAGAAACCUGCCCCAUGAAUGCUUUCUGUUUUGUUUAAAUGGUGUUCAUAUUAAUUCUGGUGUUCUCUUGCAGUUUGCUAGCCAUAAGAAUUCAGAAGCUCAUUUUCCAUAAUGAUCCCUUUACCCUCCAAUGUGGCUCCAAGAGUGAUGCAUGGUAUCCUGCUCAAUGCAGACUGCUUUGGCACAUGUUGUAAGGGUUAAGAUGGGAAGCAAGAAAAUUUCUUAUACUUUGUUUAUACUAAAGGAAACAUUUAUUUCCUUAAGGAUUAGGAAAUUCUUUUCUAAGUAUGGAAAAUACAAUAAAAAUAAAGAAAUCUAAGACUAUAAUUAACCACAGUGGGAGUUCAGGGUGCUAAUCCAGGAAAUCAUGAACAUUAUUUAUGCAGAGAGUAAAAGGUAGUACUUCUUGGCUAAUUGUAUAAAUUUUAAAGAUUACUUUCUACAGAAUUUUAUUCUAAUCCUGUUGUUACUUUCAAAAGUGCCUAGUUUUUUAAGUUUAGGUGCAGAAAGUAGGGCUACAUUUACAGUCCAACAGAAAAGACUAUUAUAAAAGUUUUGAUCAAAACUUCAGCAUUUUCCAAUAGUGAUGUUCCAGUCACCAGUUGUUCUCUUCUUUUUAAAGUCAGAGGUUUCUGUUGAUCUUUCAUUAAGCAAUUUUCUAAAAAGGUGUUUUAUUGCUCAAGCAGCCUCACAUAGGAAUAACAGCCUUGGAUUAAUUAACCAUUUCAAUUAACUAUUGAAAAUACCAUUUUUAUGUAGUAUUUUCAUUAAAAUAUGUCUCUAGAACUACAUACUUGGCAGCUAAAACAAGGAAUAUUGCAAUGAAAUUACAACUCCCAUUUAAGGAAUAAAGUAAAUUCUUUUAGUUUUAUUUAAUUCUGUAUCUAUCUGAGAUGAUUUAAAAUUUAGUCCUGACAGUGAUUCUAGAAAAAAAAAAUUGGGCAGAAUCCCUAAAAAUUACCAUAAAAGGCAUAAAGGAGGAAUUCUUAACAAUGCCAAGCCUCUCAUGCAACCACAUUUUUU